Blepharisma stoltei is the source of this 2629-nucleotide messenger RNA. Lineage: Eukaryota; Ciliophora; Heterotrichea; Heterotrichida; Blepharismidae. The record is from the annotation of a GenBank genome assembly.
AUGGAGCUACAUAAGCAUCCUCGGAAUUCUCUUACUCCCUUCGAGGGCGAAACAUAAAAUUUUGUUCGCUAACGGAGGGGGAGUAAUUUUUUUUCAAAUUUUAAAAAUUCCAAUUCGCAAAAAAUUAGAAACAAAUAUUAAUUUAAUUUAAUAAAUUUAUGUUUUAAAAUGCAAAUUGUUUAAAAUUAAACAGAAUUAGCUAGAGAUGUCAUAUAAUAAUUAUCACUUAUAUAUCAAAUUUUUUCACAUAAAAUUUUUAUAUUAAAAAAUUUUUGUCGCUCACGGAUGAUAGGUUUUUGGGAAAAAACGGAUUUUCCAAUGGUCUUGUUUGCUAAUGGAGGGGGAGUCAGCAUAGGCGAAACUGUUACCUUGGAAAAAAUUACUAUGAGAUAUCCAUUUGUGGCGACCCCAACUACGACGACAAGAUCACAUUCAUAUCUAAAAAUUUACACAACAGCACAUAAAUCAAGAGAAAACUCUGCAAAUCGCCUCAAAACAAGAACUCAAAAAUGUGUUACCAGAAGAAAUUCUCUUGUUGAUUUGAUUCAAGGGAACAUUGAAGAAAAAAAGCCAGACAAAGUAAAAAUCAUUGAGGAAAACAAAUUUAAUGCGGCAAGACGGAACUUGCUGCAGGCCAGAAGUGAUUUUCUUGAACUUAAGCGAGAUUUGUCAACUUAUGAAUAUAAUAUGACUGAACAAAUCAGCGUAACCACAAAAUUAGCAAGAUUAAACAAAAAAUCAUCAAAUUUCCCAAAAAUUACUUAUAAAUUGCAAGAUUUUUAUAAAGAUUGCGAUAUUCAUGUAAAAAAAUUUCAAAUUGACUUAGAAAAAAUUUUUUAUGAAAAAAAAAAUUUGAUAUAUAAGUGAUAAUUAGAUAAUGAAAUCUAUAGCUAAUUCUGGUUAAUUUUAAACAAAUUGUGUUUUUAAAACAUAAAUUUUAUAAAUUAAAUUAAGAUUUGCUUCCCAAUUUUUGCAAAUUAGGAUUUUUUUAAAAUUUCGAAAAAAUUUUUUUUCUAUAAAAUUUAUAUAUAAUUUUUUAAAAUAAAAAAUUAACCCCCUCCGUGAGUGAACAAAGUUUUUUUGUUCACUCACGGAGGGGGGGGAGUUAGAAAAAUAAAAAAAAAUUGCCUAUUAGUUUUGAUGCAAAAAAUGAUAGAAAUUACAUAAAGGAAAAAUUAGAGGUAAGGGAUUAUAUUAACUUCAGGAAAAUGCAUUUAAAAUACCAGUCUUGUGCAUGUAUAUCUGGAAUUCAUUGUAUUGUUCAAGUUCUAUGCAAUUCGCUUUAUUCAAGUGUCACAGCUGUUGCCCUGCUGCCAAGUGGCCAAAUUUUGAGCACAUUUGUGGAUAAUAAAGUAGUAGUUUCGACAUAUGGUGAUUUAAAAGCUGCUUUUAAAUCCAAAAUAAUCCCAAAACACAAUAUUAAAAAUGUCAGUUAGGAAUAGGUCCUAACUUCUGCUACGCAGAUCUGGGUCCUAUCAUCCGAGUUAGUGAGAUAAGUCAAGCUUCUUGAGAGUCUCGGCUUGAAGAGAAGAGGUCGGUGCUGAGGCUGGCACUGACUAGAGAAGUCCCUAACGGGCUUAUUAGCUUUAACGGGUUGACGGUUAGGCCGGUCUACCUACCGUUACCCAGAGCUAUUAAUGUAGCUUGGACCCUCAACUAAAAGAAGGCUGGACGCAAUUAGCCAGAGUAAUUCGUUAAACUUAAACUUAAACUUAAAAAUCCCAAAACUAUAUUUUACAAUUACAAAAAAUGACAUGAAUCUUCAUUGAGACCCAAACUAUGGGGUUACAUUUUAUACAUUAAUUUUAAAAAUCAAAGGAGAAAGCCUUCCAUAUUCUAUGAUAAAGCUCUCAGAUUUUGAAAAGAAAGAAAUUACAAUUUGUCAUGGAAUUUCAGCUAUAGAAAUCCCAUUUUCCAAUCUAAAAGUUAAAUCCCUAGAGCGAACGAAUUACUUGAAAUUGAAAUCGAUCCUUUCUAAGCAUUUAAUGUAUGACGAAGAAAACGAAGUUAUUCAAUGAAACUCUAGCUUUCCCCCGUGAUCGGAAAAAAAAUUUGUGGGAAUUAAUUUUUUUUUUUGAAAUUUAAAAAAAAAUUCUAACUGGAAAGGAAAUAUUAAUUUAAUAAAUUUUAUAUUUUAAAAUGCAAGCUGUUUAAAAUUAAACAGAAUCAUUUCAUUAUGACAAUUAUCACUUAUAUAAAAAUUUUUGUUCACUCACAGAGGGUAGUAGGUUUGGGCAAAAAAUCGGGAUUUUUCCAAUGGUUAAUUCUCUCAUGGAGGGUGGAGGGUAGAGGGUGGAGUAAGCAGUUUUCGAUUUUUGAAAACAAAGAAAAGGAUUCAAUGUAUAUGAAUAUUGAUUAUAUUUAUGAAGUAUUAGGGAUAAGAAUGUUUCAGUUUCAUUCAUCGUAUUUCAUGGAUGACAGAAGCAUAAAAAUUGAAAUUUGGACUUAUAAAGAGCAUUAUCUAGUCAAAAUUUACAAAAAUUUAGAAUUGGAACUUGAGGUAGAGUCUGGGUCAGACGACUAUAAAUUUUUGCACAGUCUUCAGCAAAUGGAUUUUGUGAGGAAUCCAAUCACUUUUUCGAAGUCAUUAGAGCUUACGACAUUUUUAAAGAAAAUUGAUAGUAAAUAA